UCCCUUCCUGUCAAUGCGAGCAUGCAUGAAGGCAUAACCGGAGCAAACGUUCAACAUCAAGCCCAAUCAUGGUCGCGCAUCGAGAACUGAUCAUGGAGACUUUGCCCUACUCGCGAACCUUGAGCCAGUCCUCCCACUCAUGUACUUCUGUGGGCCGCCUUUCAGUCAGCCAACAUCUCCACCGACUCGAGACGUGUAUAUAACUGCGUCUCCCUCACUUUGAACCUCCCUUCGCACUGUUCCAACACGCAACACCCACCCGAUCGGUCGCUAGACGUAGGCGUUCCUCGUUCUCCAGGUCCUAUCACAGUUCAUAUCAUCGUUGCCACAACCACUCUUUCGUAUUGCUGCACCACCCAUACAUCCUUCCUUCAUUUGAUCUCCAUGGCUUCAUCAAACUCCGGGAACCACGGCUUGCAGUAUGUUCAAAUGCUGACUCUUCUUCAGAUUUUGGUGCCAUUUACUCAUCUGUUUAGACGUAGCUCAGCCAAGGCUGCCGCCCAAAGCACUCCGAAUGGAACCGCCGGCCCCCACUCCUGCCCUUACCACGCCAACGUCCUCGCCAUGAAUUCGAACACUACUUCAAAGGGGUUGACUCCUAUGCAGCGCUUCCUGAGCGAGGGCGCUACGGAGCAAAGCGCCCUGUUUGUUCGUCCUGAUACGGGAGAGCUCUCAAUUAGCAAAGGCUGCACCUGCGGUGGUAAAACCGAGGCGAACCCAUGAGACGCGAAGAGAACUGGUGUUGAACAGAACGACACGGAGUACGACAAGAGGAAAAUCGGGAGCUAUCAAUGAGCCAUCUCUCACAGGUCCUUAAAAGGGAUUAGCUCUGCCGUUUCCAUUCUAGUAGACCUCGGGAGACACUCGUCCACCCCGGGCUUGAAUCGAUUAAUUUUCUCUUCGUUUGUGCCCAGCCGCAUCCGCGGAGAGGAUGUCGCUCAUACUUGAACGAUUUCAACGUCGCCUGGACGUGUGAUGUGGUGCAAUGAAAAUUCGCGGGGUCGGACGACGCGGGGCGGCGGCCUCCAUUAUCGCUUGCAUUGUUUCCACCGGCAACUGUGGGCUUAGAGUUUUGCAGCAUCGUAUUAACGAAAUGAUGUUGACCUGAAGUGCAGAAGUG
Molecule: messenger RNA, 1120 nt
Organism: Trematosphaeria pertusa
Lineage: Eukaryota; Fungi; Ascomycota; Dothideomycetes; Pleosporales; Trematosphaeriaceae
Exons: 1
Coding region: 385-723 (112 amino acids)
Source: RefSeq, a predicted model, not a curated record